AUGCACAUCCAAGACGCCAUCCACGCCGCCUCCCUCCACGACCCGCACGCCUUCUGGUCCCACCACGCUGCCCAGCUCCACUGGCAUCGCGCGCCCUCCCAGGUCCUGGCACAUACUCGGCGCACCCUCGCCGACGGCAGCUCGCACGCCGCCUGGUCGUGGUUCCCCGACGGCGAGCUAUCAACGACCUUCAACUGUGUCGACCGGCAUGUCGCCGCCGGGAGGGGCGAUUGCGCCGCCAUCGUCUUUGACUCGCCCGUCACCCAGACCGUCGAGACCAUCACCUACGCGCAGCUCCAGGAAGAAGUCGAGCUCCUCGCCGGGGUGCUCCGUGAAGAAGCCCAAGUGGAAAAGGGAGAUGUCGUUUUACUCUAUAUGCCCAUGAUCCCUGCCGCGUUGAUCGCCGCGUUGGCCAUCGCCCGCUUGGGCGCCAUCCAUGCCGCCGUCUUUGGCGGUUUUGCGGCCCCGUCGCUCGCCCAGCGCAUCGACGCCGCCCAGCCAAAGGUCAUCAUGACCGCCUCGUGCGGCAUCGAGGGCGUCAAGGGUCCCCUUGCGUACCGCCCGCUCGUCGAGGGGGCCAUCGCCGCCAGCAAUGCCUCCCCGCAGCGAGUCAUCGUCUGGCAGCGGGAACAGAUGCCGUGGAAUCUCGAUGAAGCCCGCGGGCAGCGGGACUGGCGGCGUCUUGUCCAAAGUGCCCGUUUACGGAGGGUCCGUUGUCCUGCCGUCCCGGUCAAGAGUACCGACGGUUUAUACAUUAUCUACACAAGUGGAACCACUGGCCUUCCAAAAGGUGUACUCCGUGAAGCUGGGGGUCACGCCGUCGGCCUCAGCCUGUCAAUACGGUAUCUGUUCGACAUUCACGGCCCAGGGGAUGUCAUGUUCUGUGCCUCGGACAUCGGAUGGGUCGUCGGCCAUUCGUACAUUCUGUACGCCCCGCUGCUGGUUGGCGCAACCACCGUGCUCUACGAGGGGAAGCCCGUCGGCACCCCGGACGCAGGCCAGUUCUGGCGCACGGUGGAACGCCAUCGCGUCAAGGUCCUUUUCACGGCCCCGACCGCGCUGCGGGCCAUCCUGCGCGACGAUCCGCAUGGAAGCUUGCUCGAGGAGGUGGGCCGGCGGGGCGGGCUGAAGACCUGGCGCGCGCUCUUCCUUGCAGGCGAGCGCAGCGAGCCUUCUCUCGUGCAACGGUUUCAAGAUCUUCUAGCGCGGCAUGCCGCGCCGGGAGCCAUGGUUGUUGAUAACUGGUGGUCGUCCGAGUCGGGCUCGCCCAUCUCCGGGCUCGCUUUGGCUGCCGCUGUAGGAAACCCCCCCGGCACUGAUAGCACUAGUCAAAACGAAAUUCUUCGCCCCCUACCUGUCAAACCCGGUUCAGCAGGCAAACCGAUGCCCGGGUUCGACGUGCGCAUCGUCGACGAUCAAGGCAUCCCCGUCCAAGCCGGGACGAUGGGAAAUAUCGUGCUAGCUCUACCUCUAGCACCAACAGCAUUCACGACGCUGUUCCGCGACGAGGCCCGUUUCUACGCCAGCUACCUGCGUCGGUUUGCUGGUCGGUGGUUCGACACGGGAGACGCAGGCAUGCUGGAUGAACAGGGAUACCUGCAUGUCAUGGCGCGGUCGGACGAUAUCAUCAACGUGGCUGCCCAUAGGUUUUCAACGGGCCCCAUCGAACAAGCCAUUCUAUCCCAUCCGGCCGUCGGGGAAGCGUGCGUGGUCGGACUGCCCGAUUCUCUCAAGGGUCAUCUCCCCUUUGCAUUCGUCCAGCUCCGGCAGGAAACCAAGGACAGCAAGGAACCCCCAUCGGCGGACCUCUUCAACGAAAUCAACGGCUUGGUCCGCCACCAGAUCGGGGCUAUCGCCUCCCUCGGCGGCCUCAUUGUCGGCAACGCGAUGAUCCCCAAGACGCGAAGCGGCAAGACUCUCCGCCGUGUACUGCGCCAGUUACUCGAGCAGGGCAGUCGGGGGGAGUUCGACGGCCCUGUGAACCUGCCGCCUACGAUUGAAGAUGGGGAGGUAAUCAACGUAGCGAGGAUGUAUAUUCAGCGUUACUUUACAAGUAGACCGAAGCUGUAA
Molecule: messenger RNA, 2070 nt
Organism: Penicilliopsis zonata CBS 506.65
Lineage: Eukaryota; Fungi; Ascomycota; Eurotiomycetes; Eurotiales; Aspergillaceae
Exons: 3
Coding region: 1-2070 (689 amino acids)
Source: RefSeq, a predicted model, not a curated record